Messenger RNA from Prunus armeniaca (apricot), 897 nucleotides. Lineage: Eukaryota; Viridiplantae; Streptophyta; Magnoliopsida; Rosales; Rosaceae. The record is from the annotation of a GenBank genome assembly.
AUGUCUGCCAGUUCAAGCACCAAAGCGAAUCAGGGGGACUCCGAUGGCUCAUGGGAAUAUGCCCCCGAUUAUCCAAGGUCCCCUCCACCACCGCUGCCUCUUCCAAUCUCCUCCGCAAGUGAGGGGGACUCCGAUGAUCCCACUGUGGAAAUAAAUGAUAUGAAGAACAAACUGGAACACAACUCUUCCUUGGUCCAUUAUUGGACUCAAAAGUGUGUCGGAGCUAAGCAGAAGUUGGCUUAUUUGACUCGGCAAGAGGAUGCUAAGUAUGAAUCUUUGAGCAUCCACAAAGGAGGCAACAACCAAGGCCAGGCAAUGUCUGUGGCUUUCAACGAAGGUUUUGAGAAAUUCCGACAGUUCGCUGCAAAUAUCCACAAAGAUAUUGACUGGGACGCCAUAACCCCGUCUACUGCACAGGAAAUCAUCUCCAGCAGUGCACACCGAACAGAGCAAGGCCACCAACCAGCAAAAGGCAACGAUAAUGACUGGUGGAAUUGGAGUAUUUCUGAAGUAAUGGAAAGCUUUUUUAUGGCUGCUGGGAGUGUGGAUAGGAAUUCUAAGGUUGAUGGAUUGGAUUGUGGUUUUCAAAGAAACUUGAAUGAGGAAGAGAGGAGAGAAGGGAAAAGCGUUGUUGUAAGGAAAACUAAACUGUUUUGGAAAAACAAUCAGAAGAAAAGACCGGAAACAUAUCAGAGUUGGAAUUUGAGGCAAGGUCAUCAAAAGAUGGGGCAUGUUCAUCAGAAUCUUGUUAUUACUACUAUAAGCUCUAACUUGUUGGCUAUUAGCAUAUUUUAUGGUACACCUCUUAACAAGGUUUUCAGCAGUACAAGGAAGACCUUGUGUUUAAUUGGGCGGGCUUGGAAAGCUAGGCUUAUAUUAGAUCAUAGAAAAGAUUGA